Messenger RNA from Corythoichthys intestinalis (scribbled pipefish), 4319 nucleotides. RefSeq names its product bone morphogenetic protein 5 (gene bmp5). The record is from RefSeq and is a predicted model, not a curated record. The transcript has 7 exons. The coding region runs from base 251 to 1609 and encodes 452 amino acids. Gene Ontology annotation, cellular component: extracellular region. Gene Ontology annotation, molecular function: growth factor activity; cytokine activity. Lineage: Eukaryota; Metazoa; Chordata; Actinopteri; Syngnathiformes; Syngnathidae.
CACAAGUCCAUAAAUAGUCAGUUAGGCUUUGGAUGAACUGUGGAUGAUUUCAAAGUUGAGCAGGAAAAGGAGAAGGGGUGCCGCUUUAACUGCAAGCUGAUACCUCAUUCGUAUUCUCUCAAUUUCAACCAGCUACCAGUCUGGACGCUGUGCUGCUUCCUCCAUGUGCCCAAGAUUCCACUCUGGAUAACUGCUCAAGGUCUUCAACACAGGGCAAUGUAGUUGAACUUGUGAGCCUAAAGUGAGCAACAUGUCCCCUUGGAGCCGUGCAGUGCUUGGACUUACUUGGAGCUGCUUGACUUUUCUAUCCUGUGCUCAUUGCGCCUUCAGUGACAACCAUGUGCACUCCAGUUUUAUCUACAGGAAGUUGCGCAAUCACGAGCGACGGGAGAUCCAGAGGGAGAUCCUCUCCAUCCUUGGCUUGCCUCACCGCCCAAGGCCCUUCUCUCCUGGGAAACAGGCGUCCUCCGCUCCGCUUUUCAUGCUCGACCUUUACAACGCCAUGGCUGUGGAGGAAGAGGCGAUGCCGCAAGGUGCAGGGAAGAGCCACAUUGCCAAGGUUCAAGGGCACUCCAGGAAAGGUUACUACAGUCCUCAUCAUGUGGGAUACUCUCGUGUGGCCCAGUCCUACCGAGCGGCUCCUCUAUUGGGUCAAAGCCCAGCUCUGACGCCGGCACAUGACAACAACUUUCUCAAUGAUGCAGACAUGGUGAUGAGUUUUGUCAAUAUAGUGGAGAAAGAUAAAGAUUUCUCUCACCAACGAAGACACUACAAGGAGUUCCGUUUUGAUUUGACUCAAAUCCCGGAUGGAGAGGCGGUCACGGCUGCUGAGUUUCGCAUCUAUAAGGAUCAUAGCCAUGGCCGCUUUGAUAACCUCACUCUGAGGGUUACUAUUCAUCAAGUCACAAAGGAGUUUCCAAACAGAGAUGCAGAGACCUUCUUGCUGGACUCCAAAAGAGUUCAAGCAUCUGAUGGUGGAUGGCUGGUAUUUGACAUAACGGCCACCAGUAACCAUUGGGUGAUGAACCCGCAGCAGAAUCUGGGCCUUCAACUAUGUGUGGAGACUUUAGAUGGACGCAGUAUCAACAUGAAGUCAGCUGGCAUUGUGGGCCGCAAUGGACCUCAGUCCCAACAGCCCUUCCUUGUAGCUUUUUUCAAGGCCAGUGGGGUGUUACUUCGCUCUGUCAGAGCCGCUGGCGGGAAAAAGAAGAAUCACAACCGCAAUAAAUCCACUCACCAACAGGAAACGUCUAGACCAACAAAAACUGGAGAAUAUAACACGAGUGAACAAAAGCAAGCCUGCAAGAAGCAUGAGCUUUAUGUCAGCUUUCGUGAUUUGGGUUGGCAGGACUGGAUAAUAGCACCUGAAGGCUAUGCUGCUUUUUACUGUGACGGUGAAUGCUCAUUUCCACUUAACGCGCACAUGAAUGCAACCAAUCACGCGAUUGUCCAAACGCUGGUCCAUUUAAUGUUUCCUGACAAUGUGCCAAAACCUUGUUGCGCCCCGACCAAACUCAAUGCUAUUUCAGUGCUUUACUUUGACGACAGCUCAAACGUCAUUCUCAAGAAGUAUAGAAAUAUGGUGGUGAGAUCUUGUGGCUGCCAUUAGUACCUGUGGUUACUUUAAUUUAUGCUAUCUGGAAUAGGAAUAUGUUGGAAAACACAUCAACUCUGGGUGCGAUGUGAUGUACAGUGUUAUGUAUAUAGAGUUUUAUUAUCUAAUUUAUUCUCUGUUCAAAAAUAGCACUGAAUAUUGUGAUAUUUAAAUGAUUUAGUCAUUAAAAAAUGUUGGUUUCACUCUUCAAUAAUUCAAUUCUGUUGGCAUAUGCUUCUUUUAUAGGGAACCACAGACUUAAAGACUUGUAGGCUCUAAUAAGCCACAAUUUCUUUCUUUUACUAAAGUAUGUUAUUAGAAACACAUAAAAUACUGCCAUUGAUUUAAAAAUCUAUAAUAUUUUGUACAUGUUUUGACCUACAGCGGGUGCCAUGUUUUACACGCAAUGCAUGCUAGGGGUGAUGACUCGGUUGGGUUGUACUGGGAGAAUAGCUGUGCUCUAUACUAGCAAAGUUAGUAUGACAACUGACAUGAUUUUGUUACAUUCUGCUGCUAGUCACAUUGUUUUGUUCCAGAGCUGUGGGAUGAUUUCUCAAAGUCGUACCUGCAUAGAAUUCCAGCUCAUCAGCAGUGUCUUUAAAUUCAACCUAGGCGGGUUGCUGAGAUAUUGACUUGCUGCCAUUUGACAGUUUGUAUUCUUGAUUCAUUCAUUGGUAGUUUCAACCUAGCCUUAGUUUCUUCGUUUGUCUGCCACUAAAAGCGGUUUCAUCCGGGUUUCUUUUUAUUGAUCCCAACUUAUUGUUACGGACAGUAAGUCCGUUUUUGUCUCCCUUUUCGCGAUCGUGAUUUUUGUGUGUUCAAUAAACACUAGUAUCCAACCUUGCUUUCACAUUUGCGGACCAUAACAGAUUUUUUGGCUUUUAUCUGAGGUCUUGAGUUGAUUACAGCUAAUAGACCCUUAAACAAUACACAUACAAUCGAUGUAGAUAAAAAUAACAUGGUCCUUGUGGUGUUAGUUAACCUUAUUUAACACUGUGGUUUUUAACGCUAGCUACACGCAGCGAACGUGCUUUAAGUACAAAUAAUGUACACACACGUCCUGUUAUAUCGCAAUGUGCAAAAUAAGACGUCAUUAUAAUCUGUUGGGCAGAAAAUGAUAAGAAUAGCCAUCAAUCAAACUAAGUUUAAUACAUUUGUUUAUUGGUUUUCCGUGUCGCUUAUCCGUUUUAGGCACUUAUUUACGCCGUAUUCAUCUUGCAUAUGUAUGUUUGUGACAUAAUUUGUUUAUUUUGCAACUUUGGAUAAUGAGAGUCUAACCGAAUAUAGAAUAGUUCUUAUUCACCGCCUCAAAAGCUUUGGGAGCAACAUCCGAUAAGGGCAAAAUCUGAGAACACCAGCAGGAUGAUCAUUAAUCUGGACAGGGCUGUUACGUGACAAAAAUUUGAUGGUUGGUGGCGGAGGCCGAGCCCAUUAGACAUCUCGGUUGAGGCAGACUGCAUCCAAGUUUUUGUGUUUUGUGAUACAAAGGCUAUGUGAAAAAUUCUAACUGCUGUGUUUCUGUGUAUAUCCUAAUCAUAUGUAAAGCACACGACAGCUUUGGAUGCUAACAAUCUCCUUAAUUAUAUUCGAAUAAGUUUGAUCACACAGUAGUUUAGUUUUGAAGAUCUGCAAACAAAAACUGACUACAGUAGGAGAGUGUUUGCUGACACUGUCAAAAAAUGAACUUGCCACAUAAACACUACCAGUUUUGUCCAACUCUCGUCUCAUCCUGUCUUUCCUGUUAAUUUUGCCUUUGCUGCUUGUUUUGUGAAAUAGUGACAGUCUUGCUCAUUAUUGUUCCUCUCGGGUUCAAACUGAAAGGGCUGAACAGAUGACAUGUUUAUGUCGCAAGAGUCAUACUGUGAAAGCCCGGCAGCGCAACCCGUUGACGUCACCGCCCACACAUUGCGACGUCAUCAACAAUGGCAACCCACUAGUUAAACUAAUUUGAUGACUUUCAUUUUCAACAAAAACAUCAAGAAGGGUCUUAAUAUCACUUUAUUAUAACUCAUUCUAACAUUUAUCUUUUAAGAACUACAAGUCUUUCUAUCUUUGGUUCUCUUUAUAAAAUCUCUGUGUUCUGUUCACUGGAGCCAAAAUGAUACACAUUCUUUUUCAUUCUUUUUUUUUUUUUUUUUUGUCUUUUAGGGAAGUUUCUUUUAGAAACUUAAAUAUCUCUGCAAGACAUAACUCUGUACUCAUUUUCUAUAAAUCUUUCACAAAUUGUGAUCUGUGGAUGUUUAAAAAGUCUGGCAAAAAGAUGGCAAAAGAAUUUAUAUCACAAAUUAAUGUAGCUAUUACUGUAUAUACAAGUGGGGGAAAUAUGAGUUUUUUUUUUUUUUUUUUUUUUUUUUUUUUUUAAUACAAAUUGGAGGAAGCAUUUUCUAUGUACAGUUGUUGUUUUCAUACUUCCGUUCCGAAGUUCUGAGUUCACUUUUCCCAUUCCUGCACCUUUGUCUGUUUUGAGUCCAUGUGCAAUGGUGACUACCAAAGAUGUCAUUCCUCUGUGGCCUUUGCUGCAAGCCUCUUGCCCACCUCGGUUUAAUUUUGGGACAAAUUAUACAUAAAUGUAGGGUUUUGAAUAUUUUUUAAUAAAUGUACCACUUCUAAACACUAAUAUCUGCUUAUUAUUGAUGUGUUCCAUAAUGUCUUGUCCUCACUACACUCUAAAUAAUUGUUUAUUAUAAUCGUAGUAAGCAUCUCUUUACAGAUAGAUGCCGCAGGU